Uloborus diversus is the source of this 2871-nucleotide messenger RNA. Its product is annotated as transcription initiation factor TFIID subunit 4-like. The transcript is spliced from 16 exons. Gene Ontology annotation, molecular function: protein heterodimerization activity; DNA binding; RNA polymerase II general transcription initiation factor activity. The record is from RefSeq and is a predicted model, not a curated record. Lineage: Eukaryota; Metazoa; Arthropoda; Arachnida; Araneae; Uloboridae. Gene Ontology annotation, biological process: DNA-templated transcription; transcription initiation at RNA polymerase II promoter. Gene Ontology annotation, cellular component: transcription factor TFIID complex.
AUGGCGACGGUGAAGUCUUUGGAAGAUAUGCUGUCUUCCGAGGUGGACGAGUCUGCCGUGACUGCGCUUGUGGGCUCGUUGGAGUCACAGUUAGCCUCAUCAAACAUUCAGUUAUCUAGUCAAGAUGUAAAUACAACCUCAGUAACUGUCAAUCAUGUCAAUAACGCUGUUCUAGUCGAUGGUAAUGUCACACGAUUGCUGGACGGUCAAAAACAAGGGGUUAUUGCGGGGAGCCAGGCAGUCUCGCUCAUCAAUGUGAGUAAAUCCGCGGUCACCGCUUCUUCGCUGAGCGAUGCUAGUGCCCCUUGUUUACCUACAACAACGAGUUCGAGUGGAGUUAUUGCGACUUUGCCUGGUGCAUUACCUGCUAGUGGCUACAUAACGCAAGUGACAGGGCCCUCUCAACAAACAUUUUUCUCUCCGUGUGUUAGUGGAAAUAUUACUGUAAAUAGAUCGACGAACAAUCAAGACAUUAAAGCCGUGCAUACUUCCCCGUCAACCGUCUCCCAAGGGAGUACUACUUGCACAAUAAAUACCCGUAGCAAAACUGCAGCUGCAGCUGCUGCUUCAAUGCCAAAUGGAAGCCCUAGUAAUUCUUUAGGUCUGAUUGGUGUGAGACCUAAUCAAACUACCCCUAUGAGUGCAAUCUAUGACUUAGCGACAGUUGCGUCUCAGCAAAGCCCUAUAGUUACUUCCAAUUCCUGUAACAGCACCACAACCACAACUGUUCCAUCAACACAAGUCCAAGUUACAGUUGCAAAUGGGAAACAAUCACCAGCAACCAAGAUAUCCAUUGUGGAUACUAAAGUAACGGACAAAUUAGUAAAACCUACAGUUCCAACCUCUGUUGUCCAGACUGCACUUUUGGGCACCAAUGUUAUUCAAGUGAAUAAUGCUACUGCUAAAGGAACAACUGGUCAGCCUGUGUCUGUUGUUUCUCAGGUAGUAACAAAUCCAAGUCUUUUAACCCCUGGUGUACAGAUUGUUAAUGUUAAUCAACGCUUGGGUCUGCCAGGUCUGGCAGGGCAAAAGACUCUUGCCCCCAGAGUCAUGUUGGCAACCAAUCCAGUCAGGAUAGCUGCAGCACCUCAGAUACUCACUGCAAGAGCAGGUGUUGCUGGCCAGGGCACAAUCACUCUUAGUCCAGGGAUGGUGCGGGGUGCCGUGUUGCUGAAGGCUGAAAAUGGGCAACUACAAGUGGUGAAUAUUGCUGGACACCCGUCCUCAUCUCCCCUACAUUCUACGCAUUCUACGUAUCGUUUGCAAUCUCUAACAACUGGUGCUACCAGUGUUCGAGCUGUUGCUCCACAACAAAUUGUCACAGUACCUGUUAGUGCUGGAAGCCUGAAAACUAGCCAGGUGUCAGUUACAGCUCCCCAAACACUUGUAGGCACCCUUCUUCAGCAAGGCACAACUGGCUUAAGUGUUGUCAAUUCUCGUCUUUCUACCCCAAAUGCACAAAAAAGUGGUGGUGUGGUUAAGGUUACUUUUUCUUCCUUUUAGGCUGGCAUAAAUGGAAACCUAGCUGUGCCUCUUAGUGUUCAAACAACCACUGCCAACAGCCAACCCAGUACGCCCACUCAAAUGUCUCCAAAUACAGCCAAAAAGAAAUGUAAAAAUUUCUUGUCAACACUCAUACGACUAGCAGAUGAACAACCUGCUGCGGUGGCCAAAAGUGUACGCAAUCUUAUCCAAGGAAUCAUUGACGGCACCAUGCAAGCAGAAGAAUUCACAGCAAAACUUCAAAAAGAGCUCAAUUCAGCACCUCAGCCAUAUCUAGUUCCUUUUUUAAAGAAAAAUCUACCAUACCUUCGUCAUUCUUUGAUUACAAAGGAAUUGACCAUAGAGGGGGUGAGGCCCCCACCUCCAGAGGCUGUCUCACUUCCACAUCCUGCCUCAGCUAAUCUGCAGCAAAAUAUUCAGCCUCGAGUGCCUCAAGUAUCCGGUGCAAAGAGUCUGCUUGUGGGAGUAAAGAGUGUUGCAGCUGCCUCACCUGCAACUGUGACCGCACUUCAAGCAAAGGGGCCAUCCAUUACCUCCUCCUUGUCUACUGCUUCCUUAAAAGAGCAAGUCAAAAGAAAUUUCUCCUCACUCAGAGAGGAUGAUGACCUGAAUGAUGUUGCUGCUAUGGGUGGUGUCAAUUUGGUGGAGGAGAGCCAACGCAUUCUGGCCUCAAAUGCAGAAAUGGUAGGCACCCAAAUCCGUUCAUGCUCAGAUGAGAGCCUUCUUUUCUUCCCAGCAGCAUUACAAGCAAAAGUCCAGCAAUGUGCUGCAAAACAUGGCUUGGAAGAGGUAAAUCCUGAAGUGAUUAGACUCAUAUCACAUGCUUCUCAAGAACGCCUCAAAACACUCAUUGAGAAAUUGAGCCUCAUUGCGGAACAUCGUAUGGACAAUCCAAAGACAGACUCUCGGUAUGAAAUGAGCCAGGAUGUGCGUGGGCAAAUCAAGUUCCUUGAAGAGCUAGACCGGCUGGAGCGGAGAAGGCAUGAGGAACACGAGAGGGAGAUUCUACUCAGAGCAGCUAAGAGUCGAUCCAAACUUGAAGAUCCCGAACAACUUAAACUCAAGCAAAAAGCGAAGGAAAUGCAAAGAGCUGAGCAAGAGGAAUUGCGUCAAAGAGAAGCUAACACAACAGCAUUGUUAGCAAUUGGCCCACGGAAAAAAGCACCACGAUUAGAUUCUAACCUUAUGGCUGCAAAUCAGGCGGCUGGUAAUUCCCCUUCAGUUUCUGGGUCUGGUACACCUGGGGCUUCCAGAAUGCAGGCUCGUCCUCGUGUGAAACGUGUGAAUUUACGAGACCUGUUGUACCUCAUGGAGCAGGAGAGAGAGACGGUGAGGCGACCGCUGCUGUACAAGUCCUACCUCAAAUGA